AUGUUCGAAGCACGUCUAACUCAAGGUGGUCUCCUUAAGAAAUUACUCGAGUCUGUUAAGGAACUCGUAACCGACGCGAACUUUGAUUGUAGUGAAACAGGCAUAGCCCUGCAAGCUAUGGAUAACUCUCACGUCGCGUUAGUAUCACUUUUGCUUCGUUCCGACGGGUUUGAUCCUUAUCGUUGCGACCGAGGUUUUUCCUUGGGUGUAAACUUGAACUCUUUAAACAAGAUAUUGAGGUGUGCCGGAAAUGACGAUAUUAUUACUCUCAAAGCUGAUGAUAACUCGGCUGAUAACUUGGGUUUAAUAUUUGAGAGUCCAACUAACGAAAGAGUCAGCGAGUAUGAAUUGAAAUUGAUGGAUAUUGACCAAGAACAUCUCAGCAUUCCGGAUACCGAAUAUGAUGCAACCAUCAUCAUGCCAUCCGCCGAGUUUCAGAGAAUUUGUCGCGAUUUAACUGUUGUUAGCGAAUCAGUUUCCAUCGACGUAACAAAAGAAUCCAUCAAGUUUACCGCGGAAGGCGAAGUCGGAUCUGGAAGCGUCAAGUUAAAACCUACCUCCUCAAUCGAUAAGCCCGAAGAGUCAGUUACCAUCGAACUCGCUCAGGCUGUUUCACUCCAAUUCUCCCUCAAAUAUCUUACGAAUUUUACAAAGGGUACUCCCUUAUCCGAUCAAGUUAUGCUUUGUUUGUCCGAGAACAUGCCAUUGCUCGUGGAGUAUAAGAUGGAUAUUGGUUAUAUUCGAUAUUACCUUGCACCCAAGAUAGGUGAUGAGUAA
Messenger RNA from Acaulospora morrowiae, 777 nucleotides. The record is from the annotation of a GenBank genome assembly. NCBI's taxonomy places the organism in Eukaryota, Fungi, Glomeromycota, Glomeromycetes, Diversisporales, Acaulosporaceae.